GCCAUGUUUUGAAAUAAAAACAAAGCUGAUUUGAGAACACAUGCAUGGAGAAAGCAACGGGAAGAACGCUUAUCAUCUGUUCCUGAUUGUGUUCGAGAGAAAACGAGUACAAUUGUGACACACAUUGACUAUUUUAAUUGUGAGAAUUAGUACAUUCACUAUACUAAGUCCUCUAAUUGGAGCGUAAGCCAGCAUGUACAAGAAUGCAUGAAUUCACAUUGAAGACAAAAUGUUCACAUUUCAGUCUGCCUUUUCUCAAAGAUCUAAGUUAAAAAAACGAAUGCCAUUCAAACAUAAAUGUUAUUCAUAUGGCGCUGCAUUUUCUAUGAAAGUCUGUUUGCAACAAUACAUGAGUGCUGCUGCUUUUUCUCUGAAAUAAAAUUUACAAAAACACAGAAAGAUUCACAUCGAAAAAAAAAGUCAUUUAAGUGUGGGACAUAUGGUGAUACUUUUCUCUGAAACUCAAAAUUACAAACCCACAUGAAAAUUCACACCGGAAAGAUGCCAUGCAAGUGUGAUUCAUGUGAUGCUGAAUUUUCUCGGAGAAGUUUUUUGCUGAGCCACAUGCAAAUUCACAAUGUAGAGAAACGAUACAAGUGUGAAACCUGUGCUGCUGCUUUCUCUCAAAGAUCUCAUUUGCAGAGCCACAUGCGUAAACACACAGGAGAAAAGCCAUACAAGUGCGAGACAUGUUCUGCUGCUUUUUCUCAUGAAUGCCAUAUGAAGAUCCACAAUAGAAUUCAUACUGGAGAGAAGCCAUACACGUGUCAAACAUGUGAUGCUGCUUUUUCUCAAAGAUCAUAUUUGAAAGGCCACAUUACAAUUCACACAGGCGAGAAGCCAUACAAAUGUGAAUUAUGUGAUGCUGCUUUUUCUAAAAGAUCUGAUUUGCAGAGACAUGUGAGAACUCAUAGCGGAGAAAGGCCAUACAAGUGUGAUAGAUGUGGUGCUGCUUUUUCUCGAAAAUCAACUUUGCAUAGGCACAUUAGAAUACACACAGGAGAUAAACAAUACAAUUGUGAGCAAUGUGGUGCUGCUUUUUCUCGUAGAUCAACUUUGCAAACCCACGUGAAAAUUCAUACCGGAGAGGAUCCAUUGGUAUGUGAGCAAUGUGCUGCUGUUUUUUCUCGAAACUCCAGUUUGCAGAGGCACAUGAGAAUUCACACAGGAGAGAAGCCAUACAAGUGUAUUAUUUGUGAUGCUGCUUUUUCUCAAAGAUCACAUUUGCAAAGACACAUAAGCAUACACCCAGGAGAUACACCAUACAUUUGUGAGCCAUGUGGUGCUGUUUUUUCUCAAAAAUCAAGUUUGCAGAGGCACAUGAGAAUUCACACAGGAGAGAAAACAUACAAGUGUUAGACAUGUGGUCUUGCUUGUUCUGAAAUAUUGGAUGUGAAUAGCACACGUGGAUUUACACCGGAGAGGAGCCAUACAUGUUUGAAAUAUGUGGUAGGGCUUUUUGGUAGGAUUUUUUCUCAAGCUGAUUUAUAGCACUGCGUAAGAAUUAUACAAGGGAAAAAAACAUAGUUAUAUGUUGCUGUUUUCUGCAAAGCCCCGAUUUACAAAAACACAUAAACAAAAACACUCGAGAACUUCCUUGCUCCAUGUCGCCAUACAUGGAUUAUAAGUAUCUUCCAUGGCCGAGAGUGCAAUAUAGGUUUAUUCCGACCCGAGCGUAGGGUGUUUAGCGGAAACGAGGUUUCCGCAAAACAUCUUGCGCGAGGGUCGGGAUGAACCUAUCUUACUCGAGCGGCUAAGGUAGAUGCUUUUUUCCCCACCUCAGUUAAACAAAAUUAAGUAAUAAUGUAUUUUUUGCUGGAACUAUUUUGCGCUUAGUCAAAAUAAUUGCGUAUGGAUAUGCGAUAAUCUGUGGUUGUCAUAGAUAUGUGCGCAGAGAUUCAGAUUAUGUUAAUAGUCAGAUAGUUCUAAGGGGAGUGAAGCAUUAUUUCUUGAAAGGUUCGUGAAAACUGUUUUAUGAUGACAUUUAUAGUGAGAAAUACUUAAAACGUGUUCUAAAUAAUGCCAUAAGAUAAGGUUUCCAUGAUGCUACCGACGGCAUUCUUCAACAAGGGAGGUAACUUUAAUGUGGUGACCAUUAAAAAGUAGUUCCAUACGGGCAUUUAAUCUUCGCCCUUGGGCAAGAUAAGAAUUUUUAGCAUGAUUAAAUUAUUGGAUCUACUUAUCUGAGGUGGGAGAAUAAAUGAUCUUAAAAAAAACUUGGUUCUUAUGUUAAUUUAGUUGUUGCUCCAUAUUUAAUUCAUUCCCUGAAUUUUCUUUAUGAAACUUCGAGCAUAUAUUCGUUAAUGUCGUAUAUACCACUAUUCCUUUUUACAUUUACUAUUAUAUCGGCGUGACACACUAUUCAUAUAUUGAUUUAUAUACUGCACAUUUGAAAAUUUAUUGACUUAUAACUAUGCAACUUGAUUAAUAUGUUAUUUUCAUAUUAAGUUGUGCCAUAUCUCCUACAUUAAUCAAAUUACCCUCAUCAAGAUGGGUUUAUAAUUUCAUUUCGUUUUUACCUUAGAUGUCCUUUAUUUUCUAGGUGAGUCAUAUCGAAAUUUUGUCCAUAUGUUAAUUUCGUAUUUGCUCCAUAUUUCCUCAUUCAUUGAAUAUUCUGUUUGAAACUUUGUCUGUAUGUUUAAUACUGUUUGUGCUUCUGCGUCAGUUGAUACAAAAUAAAAAUGUGAAGUAAACUCAGUAAAGUAUUACACGGAUAAUAACCAUUUUAUCAUAUCAACUCAUAAUUUCCGUUUGCUCAUCUGCCCUUGUUUUUACGAUCAUUACAAUACGCUACAUACAAAAGGAGGACAAUCAUGGAAAUGUAAAAAAUACAUGUAACCUAUACGUUUAUUUUUGUCUACGCAAAUAUA
Messenger RNA from Mya arenaria, 2870 nucleotides. Its product is annotated as zinc finger protein 83-like. Gene Ontology annotation, molecular function: DNA-binding transcription factor activity, RNA polymerase II-specific; RNA polymerase II cis-regulatory region sequence-specific DNA binding. Gene Ontology annotation, cellular component: nucleus. The record is from RefSeq and is a predicted model, not a curated record. NCBI's taxonomy places the organism in Eukaryota, Metazoa, Mollusca, Bivalvia, Myida, Myidae. The coding region runs from base 481 to 1359 and encodes 292 amino acids. Gene Ontology annotation, biological process: regulation of transcription by RNA polymerase II; central nervous system development. The transcript is spliced from 2 exons.